AUGCACUACCUAACGACCCUCCUCCCCCUCACCCUCCCCAUCCUCUCCGCAGCAUCUCCCCUCCGCCCCCAUGAAACAGAACUCACCCCCCUCCCGCUAGUUAUCUGGCACGGCCUCGGCGACGACUUCCAGCGCGACGGCAUGAAAGAAGUCGCCGCGCUCGCCGAGUCCACAAACCCCGGAACCUACGUCCACCUCAUCCACCUCGGCGACACCGCCAGCGCCGACCGCCAGGCCACCUUCCUCGGCAACCUCACCGAGCAAAUCGCGCUCGUCUGCGACCAGCUGCGCGCGGAUCCAAUCCUCUCCACUGCUCCCGCCGUCAACGCAUUGGGCUUCUCGCAAGGCGGGCAGUUCCUGCGCGGGUACGUCGAGCGGUGCAACGACCCACCCGUCCGCAACCUCGUCACCUUCGGCAGCCAGCACAACGGGAUCGCCGAGUUCCAAGAGUGCGCGUGGAGCGACUGGAUCUGCCGAGGGGCGGAGGCACUGCUGCGCGCGGGCCGGUGGUCGAGCCUCGCGCAGUCGCGGUUCGUGCCGGCUCAGUACUUCCGCGAUCCGGAGGAGCUGGACGCGUACCUCGAGCAUAGCAAUUUCCUUGCAGACAUAAACAACGAGCGCGUGCUGAAGAAUGAGAGGUAUGCGGAGAACCUGGCGAAGUUGAAUCGCUUUGCGAUGUAUAUGUUUGAGGAUGAUACCAUGGUGAAUCCGAAGGAGAGUGCGUGGUUUGCGGAGGUGAAUAGGACGACUGGCGAGGUGACGCCGCUUAAGGAGAGGCGGUUGUAUAAGGAGGAUUGGCUGGGGUUGAAAGCGCUUGAUGAACAGGGGAAGCUGGACUUUAGGACUGUUCCGGGCGGUCAUAUGCAGCUAGCUGAGGAGACCCUGGAGAAGGUCUUCAAGGAGUAUUUUGGGCCGGUCGAGGUGGAGCUUCCUCCGGAUAAUACUCUUCUCAAGCAGACUGGCUUGUAG
Aspergillus lentulus is the source of this 969-nucleotide messenger RNA. Its product is annotated as palmitoyl-protein thioesterase family protein. Lineage: Eukaryota; Fungi; Ascomycota; Eurotiomycetes; Eurotiales; Aspergillaceae. The record is from RefSeq and is a predicted model, not a curated record. Gene Ontology annotation, cellular component: intracellular membrane-bounded organelle. Gene Ontology annotation, molecular function: palmitoyl hydrolase activity; thiolester hydrolase activity.